Acomys russatus (golden spiny mouse) is the source of this 596-nucleotide messenger RNA. It is a transcript of the gene Rnf181, whose product is annotated as ring finger protein 181. Gene Ontology annotation, molecular function: ubiquitin protein ligase activity. NCBI's taxonomy places the organism in Eukaryota, Metazoa, Chordata, Mammalia, Rodentia, Muridae. The transcript is spliced from 5 exons. The record is from RefSeq and is a predicted model, not a curated record. Gene Ontology annotation, cellular component: cytoplasm. Bases 44 to 541 code for a protein of 165 amino acids. Gene Ontology annotation, biological process: protein ubiquitination.
CAACCUAAAGCUGUGUCAGACAAGCCUCGGCAGUCCAGCAGCCAUGGCGUCUUAUUUCGAUGAGCACGACUGCGAGCCGUUGAACCCUGACCGCGAGGCCCGCAACAAUAUGUUGCUGGAGCUCGCGAGGAGAGUGCGCGGGGCUUGGAACUGGGCCCCGGGGAGCAGAUCACUCCUUAAUAGGAUGGACUUUGAAGACUUGGGAUUGGUAGACUGGGAACACCACCUGCCUCCCCCCGCUGCCAAGGCUGUGGUGGAGAGCCUCCCCAGAACAGUCAUCAGUAGCUCCAAGGCUGAGCUCAAGUGCCCUGUGUGCCUUUUGGAAUUUGAGGAGGCGGAGACGGUCAUUGAGAUGCCCUGCCGUCACCUCUUCCACUCCAGCUGCAUUCUGCCCUGGCUAAGUAAGACGAAUUCCUGCCCCCUGUGCCGCCAUGAGCUGCCCACUGAUGAUGCCAGUUACGAAGAGCACAAGAAAGAUAAGGCUCGGAAGCAGCAGCGGCAGCACCGCCUGGAGAAUCUCCAUGGAGCCAUGUACACGUGAGGCAGUGGCUAGGGCUGAGAACUCGGCCUCUGAGACAUCAUCCCUUUUGCACUUU